Molecule: messenger RNA, 1123 nt
Organism: Salvelinus sp. IW2-2015
Lineage: Eukaryota; Metazoa; Chordata; Actinopteri; Salmoniformes; Salmonidae
Source: RefSeq, a predicted model, not a curated record
ACUCCUCGCGCCAUUAUUUUGUUGAACUUUGGCUUCGUGUUUGGCUACUUAUCUGACGCCAUAUACGACGGGUACAUUUGAACGAUAAAACCCACUGCUGCGCUGCUGUGAUAAGAGCCGUGAAACUGAACACAGUAACAUACGGGAACUUGCAGUAGCCUAUCAUUCAAACAGAUUGGGGGUUUUAAUUAAAAAUGUUGCUGUUGACACUGACAGGCAAAACCUGCAUAGCGCAGAGCGAUAACAAGAUGAAGGAAAUGCCAUCCGUGAUAGACAGCGAGGUGUUCCUGGCCUUCUCUACCUACGCCAUGCCACCAGAACGACCUGGAGAACAUCAUUCCSUUCGUAGUGAUUGGUCUGCUGUAUACCCUGACGGGGCCAGACCUCUCCACUGCUCUGCUCCACUUCCGGGUGUUUGUUGUUUCCAGGCUCUUCCACACGGUGGCCUACGUCCUCCCCCUGCCCCAGCCCAGCAGAGGUCUAGCUUGGAUGGUCGGCAUGGGCGCUACCUUCUCCAUGGCAUACAGGGUGCUGAGCACAACCCAUCUCUGAAGAGGCGAUCAAUCAAUUAAUCAGAUUGUGAUUGAUUAAAAGUUUUUUCAGAUGUCCUAAAAUAGUCCUCGGGACACUCUACCUCUGAGGAGACACCCACACAUGUAUCAGACCUGGGGCAAAUAGGCUAGAUAAUGUUAAAUACGUUUGACAGUGCUUGAUUGAACUUGGAGUUUGCACUUUUGGGACUAUUCUAUUGGUUCUGUUGUAUCAGGUAGACUAACUUGACAUUCCCUGCACGUGUUGUUUUUUAACUCAGCACUGAAUUUGAUCUGUGCAAAACAUUUAUAAUAUCAGCAGAWAUAAGGCUCGAUUCAAUCUAUUUCACGGAACUUCAGUGCUAGAUAGAGCGCAAUUAGACACUGAAUGGCAAUGUUCCCUCGGAGACUCCAUUCAAGGUAAACGCUGCAUAUAUCGGUUCAUUCGGAAACUACAUUUAACAUUUCAAGUGCGCUAGAGCGCUGGACCUUAGGCGAUACGGAUUGAAUGGAGCCCUAAACUCAAAUCACCUGUAGUUCGGUAUCCGAUACCGCAUGUACCUGCCUGUUUUACCCACAUCAAAUCACCUGUA